Falco peregrinus (peregrine falcon) is the source of this 1199-nucleotide messenger RNA. RefSeq names its product putative protein-lysine deacylase ABHD14B. The record is from RefSeq and is a predicted model, not a curated record. The transcript has 4 exons. NCBI's taxonomy places the organism in Eukaryota, Metazoa, Chordata, Aves, Falconiformes, Falconidae. Gene Ontology annotation, cellular component: cytoplasm. Bases 373 to 1005 code for a protein of 210 amino acids.
CUCUCGGCUUGACUCGGCUAGAGCUCGCUGGGGCUCGGCUCGGUGGGGCGGCGGCGGUUCCCAGGGCCGCCUCGGGCCCUGCGCUCCGUGAGGCGGUGCCGCCGCUUCCACUGCCCGCGCCCCGCCGGCCUUUGGACCCGCGGCGCGGCACCGCCAGCCCCGUGGUGCGGCGGGGAGCGGGCGGCGAGCGGCGGCCGGCAGUGGGGCGGAGGAGCAGUGCCAGUGCCACAGCCUGCCAGCCCUCCUGCCGCCGCCGGGCCUCGAGGCCAGGACGAGGCCUGUGGCCCCUUCUGCUAGGCUGCACAGGGCCACCGUGGGCGCCGGGCCCACUUCCACCUCUCAACCCCCGCAACAUCCCUCCCAACCCCAGCCAUGGCCGCCCCGCGGCUCACCGAGAGCACCGUCACGGUGGACGGCCAAACCCUCUUCUACCGCCAAGCUGAGCCAGACCAGCAGGCGCCAAAGCUGACAGUGCUGCUGCUGCAUGGCAUUCGCUUCUCCUCCGACACCUGGCUUCAGCUGCAGACGCUUGCCACACUGGCCAAAAACGGCUACCGAGCUGUGGCUAUUGACCUGCCGGGGCUGGGGCUCUCGAAAGAUGCCGUGGCGCCAGCACCAGUGGGCCAGCCAGCACCGGGGGCUUUCCUGAAAGCAGUUUCGGAGGCUUUGUGCCUGGGUCCAGCCGUCGUGAUCAGCCCGUCGCUCAGCGGCAUGUACUCCCUGCCCUUCCUCUUCCAGCACAACCACCUGCUUAAGGCGUAUGUGCCCGUGGCACCCAUCUGCACUGAGAAAUUCACAGUGGAGCAGUACACCCAGAUCAAAACCCCCACGCUGAUCGUGUACGGGGACCAGGACGUGGAGCUGGGGCAGGCCAGCCUGAACAACCUGCGGCACCUCCCCAAGCACCGUGUGCUGGUGCUGCAGGGUGCCGGACAUGCCUGCUACCUGGACAAGCCAAAUGAGUGGCACCGCGAGCUCCUGACCUUCCUGCAGCAGCUGGAGUGAGCAGGACAGCUGUGUGGAGGGGCCCACAGGGCAGGGGGACAUGGCCAACCCACCCGCCCCGCACCUGAGCACGCACCCUUGCACCAAGCCAGCUGCUCACCUGGUGUCCCCACCCAACCCUGCCAUGCCAUGCCAGGCCCGUGCCAGCACCACAACCUUCCUUGGGACCAAAUAAAACCCCAGCUCUGCUACCA